AUGCCAGAAAUACUGGAAGAAGACGAAGACAUCGCCGAAACACCCACGGAACUCCCCUUUCCGCCCAUCACCAAACAGCACAUCCUCCACUGCUCAUACCAUUCCUGGCAUCCAAAAUUCCGUAACAUCACUCCCAAGGCUCGGCUGGUCCCCCUGUCCCGACCAUUCCUCGACUAUCUCCGCGCAGACGGCAUCUUGCUGCCUUCAGACGAGGAGCCACCUCCCCAGUGGUCCGACACGGACAGCGGCAUCUUCUCCGCAUCCGACAACACCGAUGGCGUCGACGACGAUGACGAAGGCGACGUCGCGGCCGAGUGGCGAGGCAUCCACAACGCCAUCAAAGCCACCAUCGCCGAGCUGGGCGGCAAGGUCUAUCCCAAACUCAACUGGUCCGCGCCGAAAGACGCCACCUGGAUGAACGCCAAUAGCAUGGAGUGUCGCAACCCCAGCGACAUCUACCUCCUGCUCAAAAGCUCCGACUUCGUCACGCACGACUUAGAGCACGCCUUCGACGACACCGAGGACUCCACAGACCUCACCCUCACCCCGGACUCCAUCCCCUACCAUCUCGUUCUCCGCAAAGCAGUCCCACAAUGGAAUCCCUCCGUUGAAUUCCGGUGCUUCGUGCGCAACAACCGCCUCCUCUGCAUCUGCCAGCGCGACCUCAACUACUUUGACUUCCUUUUCAAGAUGACCCCCAACCUCCGCUCUCUAAUUCAAGAAUUCUUCGACGUGCGAAUCAGAGGCACCUUCCCCGACGAGAACUACACCUUUGACGUCUACAUCCCGAAUCCGUACAAUCGAGUCUGGCUCGUGGAUUUCAACCCCUGGGCCCCACGAACCGACCCUUUGCUUUUCAGCUGGCUGGAGAUCCUGACUAUGCCUGAGCCGCCUGCUGUCGAAGCUGACGAGGGUCCGGAGGUGGUGCGCUUACAGAUGGGCGCUGUGCCGCAGGAUAUCCGGGAAGCGUUGCGAGAAGCAGCGAGUCGUAUCCCAGAUCAAUACGAUGGCGAAAACGCUGAUGACGAUGAGGAUGGCUCCUCGGAAGACGAUUCAGACGUCGACGAAGAAAUCUGGCACCCGGAAUUCCGCCUCGUCCGUCAAAACGACCCGGAAGCGUAUGCGUUCAGUUCCACGCAGUACAGCGCUCACAAACUUCCGAAAGAUGUGGUGGACGCCAGUCAGAAUGGGGAAGGACUGAGGGAGUUUGCGAGGGAUUGGCAUAAUAUCCUCGCGCGGCGGCAGAGGGAGGAGCAGCAGGCUGGGGAGAGCAGUGAAGAUGAAUGA
Messenger RNA from Neohortaea acidophila, 1287 nucleotides. Its product is annotated as D123-domain-containing protein. Gene Ontology annotation, cellular component: cytoplasm. The coding region runs from base 1 to 1287 and encodes 428 amino acids. NCBI's taxonomy places the organism in Eukaryota, Fungi, Ascomycota, Dothideomycetes, Mycosphaerellales, Teratosphaeriaceae. The record is from RefSeq and is a predicted model, not a curated record. The transcript is spliced from 2 exons.